Manihot esculenta (cassava) is the source of this 1246-nucleotide messenger RNA. RefSeq names its product ribosomal RNA processing protein 36 homolog. The transcript has 10 exons. The coding region runs from base 153 to 908 and encodes 251 amino acids. Gene Ontology annotation, cellular component: 90S preribosome; nucleolus. The record is from RefSeq and is a predicted model, not a curated record. Gene Ontology annotation, biological process: maturation of SSU-rRNA from tricistronic rRNA transcript (SSU-rRNA, 5.8S rRNA, LSU-rRNA). NCBI's taxonomy places the organism in Eukaryota, Viridiplantae, Streptophyta, Magnoliopsida, Malpighiales, Euphorbiaceae.
UUUUACCCAUCCGGAUGUGUAUCGGGUCGGCCAAUUUGGGGAAUCGGAUAGAAACUCCUCCUUCGGCCUUACUUUUAACCUAAAACUCUCUCUUCUCUCUGUUUCCAAGGCUUGGACUCAUCCUUGCGUCAGAGCUCGAUUUCCAGGUCCAAAUGAAGAAAUCCCGUAAAGAAAUUGCUGUUUCAAGCAAUACCCAUGUUGUGGGAAGCGAAGAAGAAAUUGAAUCAUCGUCUUCUUCUUCAGAGGAAGAUGAGAGCGACAUAGAGAGAGAAAUUGCAGAUGCUACCUUUGAGGAGCUGCAAAAGGCAAGGUCUGAUGGGUCUUGUUCAGUGUAUCAAAAGCCCAAGCAAGAUAAGAAGUCUGGGAGAGCUAACAAAAAUAGGCCAAUGGAGGCUAGUUGCAAGAAGCCCGUGAGUCGGUUUCGAGAGGUUGUUCAAGCUCCUAAAAAGGUGGUACGUGAUCCCCGAUUUGAAUCUUUGUGUGGUAAUCUUGAUGUUGAUGGGUUUAGGAAAAGGUACAAUUUUCUAUUUGAGAACAACCUUCCUUCUGAAAGAGAGGAAUUAAAGAAGCAAAUGAAGAAAUCCAAUGAUCCAAAAGUUAUUGAUCAAUUGAAGAAACGCAUAUCUUGGAUUGAUAGACAAUUGAAGUUUGAGUCAGCAAAACAUAUUGAUGCAGAAAUACUGGCUGAGCACAAGAAGAAAGAAAGAGAAGCAGCAAAGCAAGGGAAACGGCCCUUUUAUAUGAAGAAAUCUGAAAUAAGGAAGCACAGGCUAAUCAAGGAAUACAGCAAACUUAAGGAAUCUGGGAAGCUUGAAUCCUUCAUUGAGAAAAGGAGGAGAAAGAAUGCUUCAAAGGACCGCAGAUACAUGCCAUACCGCAGGUCCAGCAAUACUGAGGAAGAAGGCUGAAGAAAUUAGAAAUAUUUGGUUGUUGAAAAGAAGUAAAUUUUUUGUUCUUCGAAGUUAAAUGUUUAUCAUGGUGGGUAUAUUUAUUCCAUCUAUGAGUGUAAAUUUAUGAUGAAUGAGGGCAUAAUGCAUCUGGGUUUUUCGUGGUGUCUUUCCUUGCAGGAUUUUGGAGCAGCUAACAUCCAUUUCAACCCCAUGAAUUUUCUUUUGAGGGUCGCUGAUCAAGGACAAGAAACAAUUUUAUUUUAUUUGUAGGAAUGGUUUGUGUUAGGCUUCGAGUUGAUAUGACAGGAAUUGUUUCCAAUCCGUUUUAAGAAAUCUAUUUGAUUUGUUUUUGUUAA